AUGACCUCAGUACAAGAAAUAAGAAUCAAUCAUCCAAACAACGAUUCAGUCAUCCAAACAGCGACCUCAGUACAAGAAUCAGUCAUCCAAGAAAAGAUCUCAGUACAAGAAACAAGAUUCAGUCAUCCAAGCAACGGCCUCAGUCCAAGAAAUAAGAAUCAGUCAUCCGAACAAAGACCUCAGUACAAGAAACAAGACUCUAUCAUCCAAGCAAAUACCUCAAUACAAGAAACAAGAAUCAGUCAUUCAAACAGGGGGCACAAAUCAAGUGACUUAAACCAGUCAUCCAAGCAACGACCUCAGUACAAGAAACAAGAAUCAGUCAUCCAAGCAACGGCCUCAUCAUCCAAACAGCGACCUCAGUACAAGAAUCAGUCAUCCAAGAAAAGAUCUCAGUACAAGAAACAAGAUUCAGUCAUCCAAGCAACGGCCUCAGUCAAAGAAAUAAGAAUCAGUCAUCCGAACAAAGACCUCAGUACAAGAAACAAGAAACAGUCAUCCAAGCAAAUACCUCAAUACAAGAAACAAAAAUCAGUCAUUCAAACAACGGCCUCGGUACAAGAAAUAAGAAUCAGUCAUCCAAGCAAAGACCUUAGUGCAAGAAACAAGAAUCAGUCAUCCAUACAACGACCUCAGUACAAGAAACAAGAAGCAGUCAUCCAAGCAAAGACCUCAGUACAAAACCAAGAAUCAGUCAUCCAUACAACGAUCUCAGUACAAGAAACAAGAAGCAGUCAUCCAAGCAAAGACCUCAGUACAAAAAACAAGAAUCAGUCAUCCAAACAACGACCUAAGUAUAAGAAACAAAAAUCAGUCAUCCAUACAGCGACCUCAGUACAAGAAACAAGACUCAGUCAUUCAAGCAAAAACCUGAAUACAAAAACCAAGAAUCAGUCAUCCAAACAGCGACCUAAGUACAAGAAUCAGUUAUUCAAGCAUAGACCUCAGUACAAGGGACAAGAAUCAGUCAUUCAAACAACGAACUCGGUACAAGAAACAAGAAUCAGUCAUCCAAGCAACGACCUCAGUACAAGAGACAAGAAUCAGCCAUCCAAGCCACGAAUCAGUCAUCCAAGCAACGACCUCAGUACAAGAAACAAGAAUCAGUCAUCCAAGCAUCGACCUCAGUACAAGAAACAAGAAUCAUUCAUUCAAACAACGACAUAA
Mercenaria mercenaria is the source of this 1167-nucleotide messenger RNA. RefSeq lists its product as uncharacterized. The record is from RefSeq and is a predicted model, not a curated record. The transcript has 2 exons. The coding region runs from base 1 to 1167 and encodes 388 amino acids. Lineage: Eukaryota; Metazoa; Mollusca; Bivalvia; Venerida; Veneridae.